Molecule: messenger RNA, 1042 nt
Organism: Neomonachus schauinslandi (Hawaiian monk seal)
Lineage: Eukaryota; Metazoa; Chordata; Mammalia; Carnivora; Phocidae
Gene: PLA2G12B
Product: phospholipase A2 group XIIB
Exons: 4
Coding region: 143-730 (195 amino acids)
Biological process (GO): lipid catabolic process; phospholipid metabolic process; arachidonate secretion
Cellular component (GO): extracellular region
Molecular function (GO): A2-type glycerophospholipase activity; calcium ion binding
Source: RefSeq, a predicted model, not a curated record
CUGGGGGAACACACCGACUGAGUGUUCCAGAUAAUCCCCUUUCCAGUCCUGCUUGACAUCUGGCCAGCAGGCUGUGGGCCUGGACUUCCCGGGACACUGGCUGGGGUUUGAGGAAGGACCUCAGUACCUACCUGGCUUCAGGAUGAAGCUGGCCACCGGCUUCUUGAUCUUGUGGCUUAGCCUGGGAGGUGGCCUGGCUCAGAGUGACACGAGCCCUGAGGCUGAGGAGUCCUAUUCAGACUGGGGCCUUCGGCACAUCAGGGGCAGCUUUGAAUCUGUCAACAGCUACUUCGAUUCCUUUCUGGAGCUGCUGGGAGGGAAAAAUGGAGUCUGUCAGUACAGAUGCCGAUAUGGAAAGGCACCCAUGCCCAGACCUGGCUACAAGCCUCAGGAGCCCAACGGCUGCAGCUCCUAUUUCCUGGGUCUUAAGGUACCAGAAAGUAUGGACUUGGGCAUUCCAGCAAUGACCAAGUGCUGCAACCAGCUGGACGUCUGUUAUGAUACUUGUGGUGCCAAUAAGUAUCGUUGUGAUGCAAAAUUCCGAUGGUGUCUCCACUCUAUCUGUUCUGACCUGAAGCGGAGUCUGGGCUUUGUCUCCAACGUGGAAGUAGCCUGUGAUUCUCUGGCUGAUACUGUGUUCAAUACUGUAUGGACCUUGGGCUGCCGACCUUUUAUGAAUAGCCAACGGGCAGCCUGCAUCUGUGCGGAAGAGGAGAAGGCAGAGUUAUGAGAAAGAGGUGAUCCCUUCCUGGUUUUGAGUGACGCCAUGGCUGUCAGUCUCUGAGAUGGUAGUGUGGCAGAGUGAGCAAUCUCAUCCUUGCUUCCAGAAGUUUGGAUACCACAAAGCAAGAGAAAGAAAGCCUUGUUCUACAGCUGAGAAGUGAGUCCCAUCCUUUGAGGAGAAUUGGAAAGAAGCCAUGGAGUGAUUUGAAGACUACUCUUCAUUUGACAAUGGUCUCCCCAACCAAGACACAUUUGCCUGGCAAUUCAGUUCUUAGUUUAAAGACUAAAAUAAAGACUAAAAUACUGGGAUUCCUGGACU